GCAUGUGCCAUGUGGGUUUGAUAUUGCGAAAGCCAGCCAUGUGGUAUACGACUAGUGGGGGUAGAAUGCGUACUGAGAGUGUUGUGCGAGGAUGGCAUGGCUGGUAAACGCAUGUUGAACGUGUAAAAGCCAGGCACGGUUAAGUAGAUACCUAGGUAUCUUCAGUAUGACAACUAAGACUAUUGCAGUUGAAACAGGUAACAAUGCAACGGCACUGCCGUUCCGUUAUCAGUUCGCUGCUGGGGCUGUUGCUGGGAUAUCAGAGAUUUUGGUAAUGUACCCGCUUGAUGUAGUCAAGACACGGAUCCAACUUCAGCAUGGCAAAGUCAUUGAUGGUGAAGGGUACAAUGGUGUCUUGGACUGCUUCAAAAAGAUUAUCAGGAAUGAGGGUGUGUUGAGAUUAUAUCGCGGUAUUACUGCGCCUAUAUUGAUGGAGGUACCCAAGCGUGCUAUCAAGUUCUCGGCGAACGAUACUUUCACACAGUUUUAUCAACACCUGUUCUCUACUCCGACAGUAACCCAACCUCUCGCAAUCCUCACAGGUGCCAGCGCCGGCGCAACAGAAUCCCUCGUAGUUGUUCCUUUCGAGCUACUCAAGAUUCGACUACAAGAUAAGACCUCUGCAUCACGAUAUAACGGCCUCCUCGACUGUCUCGUCAAAGUAGUUCGCCAAGAGGGGCUAUUGGCACUAUACAACGGUUUCGAAGCCACGUUAUGGCGGCACAUUGUAUGGAACGCCGGGUAUUUUGGCUGCAUUUUCCAAGUGCGGGCUCAGCUACCCGCUCCAGCGACAUCGAGCAACCCGAGAAGACAGAAAAUGGGGAACGAUCUCAUCGCCGGGUUUGUGGGAGGUGUUGUGGGAACGACAUUUAACACCCCGUUAGAUGUAGUCAAGAGUCGAAUACAGAGCGUCGCUAAAACACCUGGUGUAAGGCAGAAGUACGCUUGGGCGUGGCCGAGUCUGGAGGUCGUUGCAAGAGAAGAAGGGUUCAGAGCGUUAUACAAGGGAUAUGUGGCGAAAAUACUUAGAUUUGGACCAGGUGGAGGUGUAUUGCUAGUCGUGUAUUCUGCAGUGUUGGAUAUGUUCGCGAAAACAGCAUAAGCAUCGCUUGAAUUGAAGGAACGAUUGCUUAAACGCUGAUACAAAGAAAUAUCGGCUUCAUGUAGUUGGCCUGGCCCUCGUAGCUCAAAUAUCUGUGCCAGA
Messenger RNA from Alternaria alternata, 1204 nucleotides. RefSeq names its product mitochondrial 2-oxodicarboxylate carrier protein-like protein. Gene Ontology annotation, molecular function: ATP:ADP antiporter activity. The record is from RefSeq and is a predicted model, not a curated record. The transcript has 3 exons. Gene Ontology annotation, cellular component: mitochondrial inner membrane. Bases 167 to 1102 code for a protein of 311 amino acids. Gene Ontology annotation, biological process: mitochondrial ATP transmembrane transport; mitochondrial ADP transmembrane transport. NCBI's taxonomy places the organism in Eukaryota, Fungi, Ascomycota, Dothideomycetes, Pleosporales, Pleosporaceae.